AGUUGGAGGUUGGACUGGUUUACAGGAAGUAGAGUGUCAUUUAGAUGUAUGUGUGUCCUUAGCUUGCUAAAGUACCUACAAUAGCAGGCUGACAAAUGUGUUCCACGUGGAAAUGUGAGCUGACUUGCGCCUAAAGAGGAUUAAUGUAAUUUUAGAAUUCACCCCUUAUUGGAAUUGGUCUAUGUUGCGCGUCGGAAAUAAAGUUGCAUGCUUGGCAUGCAGGUCCCUGAUCUCCACUAACAUGGGGGUGAGGUUCAGAGUGCCGUUGCAGAAGCUGCACCCACUGUCUCGUGCCAUCCACCAACGGUACUCCACUAAUGCUAACCCCCAGCGGCCUCCACAUUGCACAGCGGCACGCCACUUCACCUCCAUGUCCCGGUUACCCAUGCGCCCUCCCAAACCUCCCCCUGGCACUGGUGGCAGCCGCUAUCAGCAGCACCGUAACUUUUGGAUAGCCCGUCUGGCGGCUCGACUGCUUAAGAUCAGAUACAUCCUGCUGGGUUCAGCGGUUGGAGGAGGGUACACCGCUAAAAAGACUUAUGAGGAGUGGAAAGAUAUGUUACCUGAUCUCAGUGAAUACAACUGGGUAAUACCUGAUUUUGUUUGGGAGCUGAGUGAACAAAUUGACUUGGAAAAACUGGCUAAAGCCCUCCCAGAGAUUGAAGAGAUUGUCAAGUUUUUUCCUGACCUGGAUAAGAUAGGAGCGAACUUUACCUUCCUCAAGACCAUCCUGUCCACCGGUGUGAGUGUGGGUAGUGAAGUCAAAGGAGCUUCUGGCCUGCAUCUGUUGUUAGAAACCCCUGGCGAACCCCAACAAAAAACCACAGAGGCCCCUGCCACCACCUUUGCCACACCGGAGAGCUCUGAUAAGCAGUUCAAGAAGGGGCUGCUGGGAGAGCUCAUUAUCAUUCAGCAGCAGAUCCAGCAGCACGAGGACGAGGUUCGGCGGGCUGCCGCCGCUAAUAACGCUCAGCCAGCGCCCCCGCCUGACCCCGCCCCUUGCCCACCACCUCCACCAAGCCUGCCCCCGCGCCACAACCCGUGUGCAAGCCCAGCAACUGUUCUGAACCCCAGCCCCAGCCCCCCUCAGCAGAAACGCAAGUCUUCAGACAGAGAAAAGAUAGACCAGCUCCAAGAGGAACUGGUCCGAACUCAGAUAAAAUACCAACGCAUGCUAGAGAGGCUGGAAAAGGAGAACAAGGAGCUCAGGAAGGUGGUCUUGCAAAAAGAUGACAAGGGCAUUCAUCAAAGGAAACUAAAGAAAUCUCUGAUCGACAUGUACUCUGAGGUUCUAGACAUCCUGUCUGAUUAUGACUCAAACUACAACACGCAGGACCAACUGCCAAGGGUUGUCGUGGUGGGGGACCAGAGUGCAGGAAAGACCAGUGUGUUGGAGAUGAUUGCUCAGGCUAGGAUCUUUCCUCGGGGUUCUGGAGAAAUGAUGACGCGCUCUCCGGUAAAAGUAACUCUAAGUGAGGGCCCUCACCAUGUGGCCAUGUUCAAGGACAGCACCCGAGAGUUUGACCUGGGCAAAGAGGAGGAUCUGGCAGCCCUAAGACAUGAGAUUGAGCUGAGGAUGAGGAAGAGUGUGAAGGAGGGACAGACUGUCAGCCCUGAGACUAUUUCCCUGAGUGUUAAAGGCCCAGGUAUCCAGAGGAUGGUCCUUGUGGAUCUACCGGGAUGCAUCAACACUGUGACCACAGGCAUGGCUGCAGAUACGAAGGAGACUAUCUUCAGCAUCAGCAAGGCCUACAUGGCGAAUCCUAACGCCAUCAUCCUUUGUAUCCAAGACGGGUCAGUAGAUGCCGAGCGCAGCAUUGUGACAGACCUGGUCAGUCAGAUGGAUCCCCAAGGGAAGAGGACCAUUUUUGUUUUGACCAAAGUGGACCUGGCUGAGAAGAACCUGGCCAGCCCCAGCAGAAUUCAACAGAUAGUUGAAGGAAGGCUGUUUCCCAUGAAGGCUCUGGGAUACUUUGCUGUUGUGACAGGGAAAGGCAGCAGCAGUGAGAGCAUUGAUUCUAUCAAAGACUACGAGGAAGACUUUUUCCAGAACUCUAGGCUGCUGAAGGACGGCAUGCUGAAGGCCCACCAGGUGACCACCAAGAACUUGAGUCUGGCUGUUUCUGACUGUUUCUGGAAAAUGGUGCGGGAGUCUGUGGAGCAACAGGCUGAUGCCUUCAAAGCAUCUCGCUUCAACCUGGAGACAGAGUGGAAGAACAACUACCCUCGUCUUAGAGAGCUGGACAGGAAUGAACUCUUUGAAAAAGCCAAAAAUGAAAUAUUGGAUGAAGUCAUCAGCUUGAGCCAAGUGACACCAAAACACUGGGAGGCCAUCCUGCAGAAGAAGCUUUGGGAGCGUGUGUCCACCCACGUCAUAGAGAACAUCUACCUGCCAGCCGCCCAGACCAUGAACUCCGGCACCUUCAACACCACUGUGGAUAUUAAGCUCAAGCAGUGGACAGACAAGCAGCUGCCACACAAAGCACUGGAGGUUGCCUGGGAGACACUGCAAGAGGAGUUUGCACGUUUCAUGUCAGAGUACAAAGGGAAGGACCAGGACGACAUAUUCGACAAACUGAAAGAGGCUGUAAAAGAUGAGAGCAUCAAAAGGCACAAAUGGAAUGAAAGAGCUAUGGACAGCUUGAGGGUGAUCCAGCACAAUGCUCUGGAGGACCGCUCCAUCACGGACAAGCCCCAGUGGGAUGCUGCCAUCCAAUUCAUGGAGGAGACCUUGCAGUCUCGUCUUAAAGACACUGAGUCAGUGAUCAAUGACAUGGUGGGUCCUGACUGGAAGCAGAGGUGGAUGAGCUGGAAGAACCGCACCACAGAACAGCACACUCGUAAUGAAACCAAGAAUGAGCUGGAACGCCUGUUGAAGCUUCACGAAGACCACACUGCCUACCUGGCCAAUGACGAGGUCACCACCGUCCGCAAGAACCUGGAAGGCAGAGGGGUUGAGGUGGACCCUGUCCUGAUCAAGGAUACAUGGCAUCAGUUAUACCGACGCCACUUCCUCCAGAAGGCCCUGUCCCACUGUAAUCUCUGUAAGAGGGGCUUCUACUACUACCAGAGACACUUUGUUGACUCUGAGCUGGAGUGCAAUGAUGUUGUGUUGUUCUGGAGGAUUCAAAGGAUGUUGGGCAUCACGGCCAACACACUCCGCCAGCAGCUCACAAACACCGAGGUGCGCCGUCUGGAGAAGAAUGUGAAGGAGGUCCUGGAGGACUUUGGCGAGGACACAGAGAAGAAGGUCCACCUCAUCACGGGUAGAAGGGUGCAGCUGGCAGAGGACCUCAAAAAAGUUCGUGAGAUUCAGGAGAAACUUGAAGCUUUCAUUGAAGCUCUUCACAAGGAGAAAUAGAACUGCAGAACCCAUGGACGAGAAACUACAAAUCAGAGCUUGAAGAUGCACUGAUCUAACACAACAAAAUCCACCCUUACAUGUAAUUACUGCCCCCCACCCUCUCAUAUGUUAUGUCCACAAACGUCUGAUUUGAAUGCCCAUGGCUUAUCUUACAAACUUAGUUAAUUCUCUUAUCUCGUUAAUUAUUUUUUCAAGCUGUCCAGAAAAAAAUAAACACUGAAUUGAACUGAGUGCAUUGAAGCCCUUGGCCAAGCACUUCAAUGUGACUAGCAUGGCAGGCUCCAAGGGGACAGUCUCUCCCCCAUGUCCCCUUCAGUGCUUAACAUCCCCUUGAUGUGUUCACCAUACUACCAAAAGAUGUUGUAAUUUAAACCCUGGAGGGGAAAACGGACAAAAUUACGUACACUUCUUUCUUUUCCUUCCUCGCUUCUAAUAAAUGAGAAUUAUGCUGUACAGGUUGCUCUUCCCACAUCAUUGUCACUGGUGUGUGUAUGUUGGGAUAUGUGUGCAUGUUUGUUGGUAUGUGUGCAGGUGUGUAGCACAUUUAUAACUUCCUGUGCCCAUAGGAUUCCAUCUCACUGAAUCACCGACAUAUCUGGCACACUUCAGAUCACUUUGAUCAUCUAAUGGCCGCUAGUUUCCAGCACUUAUUUCCUGGUUGCAAAUAGAGCACUUGCCCAAGUCUUUAAUUCCAAAACAAUAUAUAUCCACUUGGAAAAUAGUUCCAAUGAUUUCUCAUUUUUCAAAUUGGUGAUAUAUUCUUUUGGAUGAAAACACAUCACAUAGACUUAAUGUAAGAUUGUUUUUAUUUAGCACCAGUAGAAAUGGUUACUGUGUACUAAUGUAUUGCUCUACAUUAUUUAAACCAUACAGAUUUCACUUCAUUCGUCUACAUGGAUUAAAUACACAACCUCAAAAUUAUGUACAUUUGUACCUAUGAAUCAAUGAAUUCCUGCACUAAGAUUGUAUGUCCUAUUCUGCUGUAGCACAUUCGAUUUGAAAGACGUCUAACAUUGAAAUUAGUGUGAGAGCCUUACUUACUUACUCUUUCCACUAUAGUGUGUUUUUGCCUGCAAUAUCUUGUGUGCUCUCAAGAGUCUGUAUGACAUUUAAUUUCAGGAGGCUUUAGAUCUCUAUACAACCUUCUAUUGAACGAUAAUUGAGUUGCAUUUUGAACCGUUUGAUCAAAUCAUGGGAAAAGACUGGUUUCUCAUGGGCAUAGUGUUUUUCCUGGAAGGAAAGAAAAGGGUUAAACGUGACAUCAGCACACAUUCUCCUUUAUACACAUGGACUUCUCUCCAUCUGGCCUACUUUUUCUCUCCCUCACAUGCUCUCAUUUCCUCUUGCCAAUCGACUCACUUUGAUCAAGUGGUCAGUCAGGUAAAAAUGUUUCCCACUCCUUGUUUAUCAUUCUUUUCUCUGCCCAUCUUCACCCUCUCUUUACACUUUCCCCUAGCUGUUGCUAUGUCUAUUGUCAGUGACAAAAAAAGGUUAGACAUUAACUUUGUCCAUUGUCCACUAGUUUAAUGCCUGUAUGACAGUAUAUCCAUCGGUGGGUGAAACCUAUAUUGCUCUAGAAUGUUAUAAAAUGUUAUGUUUGCAUGAUGUGACACAUCAGAUAUGCUUUAUUUAUUCAUUUUAAUUGUUUGUAAAAGAAAAAAAAUUAUAAAUAAGAUUAAUGUCAUUAAAAUUGUGUUUUUCACGAGUGUU
This is a messenger RNA of Hypomesus transpacificus, 5074 nucleotides long. RefSeq names its product OPA1 mitochondrial dynamin like GTPase (gene opa1). The record is from RefSeq and is a predicted model, not a curated record. Bases 182 to 3361 code for a protein of 1059 amino acids. Gene Ontology annotation, biological process: mitochondrial fusion. Gene Ontology annotation, cellular component: microtubule; cytoplasm; mitochondrial membrane. The transcript is spliced from 31 exons. Gene Ontology annotation, molecular function: GTP binding; microtubule binding; GTPase activity. Lineage: Eukaryota; Metazoa; Chordata; Actinopteri; Osmeriformes; Osmeridae.